AUGUCUAAGUGGACCCGAGAAGCACCUCCUCAUCCUACGCAACGGAAUCAGCAACCUGGACAAGGCUCUUCGCCCUCCGACUUCUCGUCCUCUACUUCGACAACGAGGCCAACUCCUUCGCAAAAUGCCAUUCCUUACAAUCACUCCGAUACUAAUCUUGCAAUUGGUUCCAAGAGAGAUAAGCUAGCCGCUCUAGUCAAGCUGCCCCGUGUAGAUGGGGCGUCUAACGCGGAUGCGAAUAACGAAGGAAGACAACAUAGCCGCGUCGUUCGCAAAGAUCGUACAUCGAUUCUUGCGCGUCGAGGCGACAACGUCGCAAUUCCUAGCCACUCGCGGGAGAAGCAGGUCGCUGCGGACGUGUAUAUCCCAUCUACUGUCUCCGUGGGGACAUUAUCUCGGCUUCUGGGUGUAAAGUUAGAGACCCUUCAGCGGAGAAUGUUUCGAGCAGGAAUGGGAGAUGAAUCUUCGUACGAUCAUGUCCUGACGUCUGACUACGCUGUUUUAUUGGCUGAGGAAUUUGGCCGCAACCCGAUCGUCAACGAUGAGGCUGCUUUCGACAUCUAUGCCCCACCCGCGCACUCUGAUCCCUCGAAGUUACCAUCCCGGCCGCCCAUCGUCACCAUUAUGGGGCAUGUUGAUCACGGGAAAACAACCCUUCUUGAUACUCUACGCUCAGCCUCCGUAGCCAAAAGUGAGGCAGGUGGCAUUACUCAACACAUAGGUGCCUUCUCUGUUCCCGUCCCCGAUUCUGGGGGUUCUUCUGGUUCCCCAGAUUCCAUCACCUUCUUGGAUACACCCGGGCAUGCGGCAUUCUCAGCCAUGCGUGCCCGUGGGGCUCGAGUAACAGAUAUCGUAGUCUUGGUCGUGGCGGCAGAUGACGGCAUCAUGCCACAAACCAAGGAAGUGAUCAAUCUCAUCAAACAAGAUGAGGGUAAGGUCGGGGUAGUAGUCGCAAUCAACAAGGUUGAUAAACCCGACGUCAAUGUCGACUUCGUCCAGAAGGCUUUACUAGCAGAAGGAGUGCAACUCGAGGUCUUCGGCGGUGAUGUCCCCUCGGUCGAAGUCUCUGGUUUGACGGGACAUGGGCUCCCCAAUCUCGUAGAAACCUUGUCUGCGAUGGCUGAGAUGCAGGACUUGCGUGCUGAACGAGAGGGCCCUGUUCAAGGUUACGUGUUGGAAUCGAGAGUCCAAAAGGGCCUCGGCCCAGUGGCCACCGUCCUGGUGCUUCGAGGAUGUCUCAAAACAGGCUCACACAUCAUUAGCGGAGUUACCCACGCCAAAGUGCGUGCGAUGAACAACUCCUCAAACAAAUCCGUAAAGGCUGCGUAUCCUGGAACUGCAGUCACUGUUUCGGGGUGGAAGUCUCUUCCUGAUGCAGGCGACGAAGUGCUUCAAGCCUCGGAGGGCGAUAUUAAAAAGGCAGUGAUUAAUAGGAUGAGGCAACGAGACUUAGAAGCGUCUCUUGCGGAUGUUGGAGCCAUUAAUGCCAACAGAAAGCUAGAACGCGAACGUCGUGAACUCGAGCUAGCAUCCCCUGAAACACACGCAGCACCGAUUCCCGUUCACGACUCCUCGGAAGAUCAAAAGGUUCUGAGGCUCAUCGUGAAAGGGGACGUUAGUGGGAGUGUUGAGGCCGUUGUAGGGGCCCUGGAAGGCAUUGGGAACCACCUUGCAUCUGUGAAGGUUGUGUCCUCUGGUGUCGGCGACAUCACUGAAUCAGAUGUCACUAUGGCUAAAGCCGUCGAUGGGAUUGUCGUCGGGUUUUCGGUGACCACGCCUCGUGCCAUGGAGAUGCUCGCUGCUCAAAAUCAAGUUUCUAUCCUCUCAUCGGGGAUCAUAUACCGGUUAAUGGACGAAGUAAAGAGUCGUCUUGUCGCUCUCCUUCCGCCUGUCUUAGAAUCCAAAGUUACUGGCGAAGCGACAGUCCUACAAUUAUUCGACAUCCAUCUCAAGGCAAAGACGAUUAAGAAAGUCGCCGGAUGUCGAGUUGUCAAUGGUAUCAUAGAAAAAUCUAGAAACGCCAGGGUAAUUAGAGAUGGGGUGACGAUUCACGAUGGGACACUGGACACGAUGCGUUAUCUGAAGAAAGAUGUGACUGAGGUUCGCAAAGGCUCCGAAUGUGGUGUUAGCUUUGGUGAUUUUUCCGAGCUUCAAGAGGGAGACUUGAUACAGAUCUAUCAAGUUGUAGAGAAGCCAGCUACAUUAUAG
Molecule: messenger RNA, 2208 nt
Organism: Pleurotus ostreatus (oyster mushroom)
Lineage: Eukaryota; Fungi; Basidiomycota; Agaricomycetes; Agaricales; Pleurotaceae
Exons: 9
Coding region: 1-2208 (735 amino acids)
Biological process (GO): translational initiation
Molecular function (GO): translation initiation factor activity; GTP binding; GTPase activity
Source: RefSeq, a predicted model, not a curated record